Molecule: messenger RNA, 1036 nt
Organism: Zonotrichia albicollis (white-throated sparrow)
Lineage: Eukaryota; Metazoa; Chordata; Aves; Passeriformes; Passerellidae
Source: RefSeq, a predicted model, not a curated record
UUGCCUUCCUGUCAAAGCCUCAAGGCCUCGUUACUCCCAAGAAAAAAGGCAACGGCAAUAAAAGAAGAAAAGGCAAAGGCCUGGGGAAGAAGAGAGACCCGUGCCUGCGGAAGUACAAGGAUUUCUGUAUUCACGGCGAGUGCAAGUACAUCCGAGAGCUGGGAGCUCCCUCUUGCAUAUGCCAGCCAGGCUAUCAUGGGGAGCGCUGCCACGGCCUCCUGCUGCCAGUGGAGCACCCGCCCAGCGCCUACGACCACACCACAGCCCUGGCCGUGGUUGCUGUUGUCCUGUCCUCCCUGUGUCUCGUCAUCAUCGCAGCCCUGCUGAUGCUCAGGUGUCACAAGAGGGGUGGCUACGAUGUAGAAAACGAAGAGAAAAUCAAGCUGGGCAUCACUGUGAAUCACUGAGGAUGCCAAGUGCUGGCAAGGUGAGCCCCUGGCUGGGCGUGGGGCUGGUAGACAUCUUGGGGCUCUGCUGUUUGUGCUGAGGGUCUGCUGUGUGGAUCCUGUGCCAGAGCUAGGCAGGAGCUGAAGGCAGCCUGAGUCUGGAGUGGCAGCUGGCUGAGAGUCUGGGCUGCCCUGUGGAGCUCCAGUCUUCUUUUCUCCCCUUCCUGCUGAAAUCCUGUCCCCUGGCAUUCCUAUGUCCUUCUUUCUAACCCCAAGUCCCUGCUCUGUGCUGCUGUUCCAUGCUUUGGAGAUGUUUGGUAGUAGGGAAGCUGCUUCUGUUUUGUUUAGCUUUUUCCCCUUGCUCAUUCUGCUCUCUCUCUGACCCUCUGAGUCACUUCCCCUCCUUAGAUAUCGCCUCUAUUUAUAUACAUGUGUAAAAAACCCCUUUCCUUUUCAUUCCCACUCUGCUUAUUACUUGCACCAAAGCAAGGCCUAUCAGCUUGGCAGAGGGGCAUCUUGCUGCCAGCCCAUGCCAUGUUCUGGCUGGGUUGGGAUGUGUGCUCUGCCCCAGGGGUGGCUCUGGGGCAGGGUGCUGAAAAUCUGUCAAACUUCCUCUGAUCUGACCUAAACCCUGACGUUAGAUGUAGUCA